AUUAUAACCACUUCUUCCUUACAGGUCUGUCGUAGUCAUACAAUAAUUCUACAAGAAGGUGCCGGCAACCUUGGUCCUACAUUGUACAGCCCGACAAGAACACAUACAUACUUCCAGACUCCCAUUCUACUGCAUUAGACCCCGUUAAUAGCUGUGGUGCUUGAGAAAAUGACUGAUAAUAUAAUCACACAAGUGUCUCAGGACAACAACUUUGAUAGCAUUCCACAACCUUACGAUGAAACUCUGGCAAUCGAUUACAAUUCCAAGAUCCACUUGAAUAUACGUGGCAUCAGUUUUACUAUAACAAGAGAUGAAUUAAUGAAUUUACCCGAAAGUAUAUUAUUGUGCUUAUUUCCUAACGGAGUUUUUUUGGAUUCCCGGGGCCAGGUGAUAACAAACUUGACAGAGGAAGAUAUUGUCUAUGUCGGUUUCGAUCCACAGUGUUUCCAGUAUAUUACAGAUACAUUUAACGAUGCCCACCUUGAGUUGGAUAGGCUUUCGUCUAUAUCUCCGCAAUCUACCGGUAUGAAGUAUCUGAAUGAUGCGUUGCACGUAUUAAACACCAAGCCAGCUAUCAUAGUGUUGAGAGAAGACCUUGACUACUACGUGGUGCCUCCGAUUCCAGGCUUGAAUGAAGAAUCCAUGAGAUUUCUCAAGAUCGAAGUCAGUAAGCAUUUAUUGAAAAGCACGUUUGUUUUUUCGGGUUUGGGAUACGAUGUUCACCUGCCUCAGUCUGAAGCCAGUUUGGGCCCAGCAGAAAAGCACUUGUUCGAGAUGUUGUGUUCUUCUGGAUUCGACCCCACCAGUUUAUGGGGAAGCAGAUCAAUGGAACCCUCCAAAUGUUUGUUACUUUCAUUACUGUUGGUGAGAUUGAAAAACCACCCGGACCCAACUCCUCCCGAGUCUCCCAAUCUUGUUCCAGUGACUUCAAAUGCUUCUACGACUUCUCGAUCCAGAUCCAGAAUAGCCAGUUUGGCUAAUAGUGCCUCCAGAGCUGCUUCAAGAUCGUUGUCGAGAAAGCGAAACGAUCACAGUAACAAUAACAAAUUACUUCUUUUCUGGAAGAAGCCUGCCAGAAAAUGCUGGUGGUCUCAUGAAUCUGUUGACAUUCCUAUCACCGCACCCCACUUAUUCCCUAAUUAUGGUGAAAAAAGCAUGACUGUUAAGGUCCACAUGAGAAGAGUAUGGACCCUUGAAUUGUCGGUGGUAGGUGUGCAGUGAGCUAUACCACAUUUUUGAUUAUUUGUUUCCGGCAGGCUGUCUACCUUGUAUAAUUAGCUACAAAAGAUCAUUUUUAAUUGUAAUUCCACUAAUCGUAGUUG
Messenger RNA from Yamadazyma tenuis ATCC 10573, 1322 nucleotides. RefSeq lists its product as uncharacterized. Lineage: Eukaryota; Fungi; Ascomycota; Pichiomycetes; Serinales; Debaryomycetaceae. The record is from RefSeq and is a predicted model, not a curated record.